Molecule: messenger RNA, 6978 nt
Organism: Pseudocercospora fijiensis CIRAD86
Lineage: Eukaryota; Fungi; Ascomycota; Dothideomycetes; Mycosphaerellales; Mycosphaerellaceae
Exons: 13
Coding region: 1-6978 (2325 amino acids)
Biological process (GO): protein phosphorylation
Molecular function (GO): ATP binding; protein kinase activity
Source: RefSeq, a predicted model, not a curated record
AUGGCCACGAAGCGCAGAGCAGAUACGCCACCGGCCGCGACCAGCGCAUCAACAAGCACCAAGAAGACAAGAACAGCGCGGCGCUCAUACCAUGUCGCCGACAACAGCUCCGGCGGACACAAUCCAACAACUCCACGGCUCCAGUCGCCCCUUAACUUCCUGCACGAGUGCCCUUGGAACAUACCCACAGAGAACAAUCGCAUCAAGCACUUCGACCCUGUUCAAAUCAGUCGAGAUGCCUUGCAGACGCAUGUAAUCGUGCACCCAAAGCUUCAACCUCUGAUCACCGCCUUCCUCCACUACAAGCAAGCCCACGGCUCCGACAUAGAGAAACGCCUGUACGCCGACAUGUCUCAACACGACCUCGUUGCUCGUCUCAUCACGAAUCGCUGCCUGCAUUUCGUCCAAGCGCACGACUACACCGUCCUCCGAGAUGGCACCAUUUUGCCCUACGGCCAUGACGAAUGGAUGCGCGUCGGCACGGAUGCGGAAGAUGUCAACCACCACAUCUUUCUGGAGGACUAUCUCUCCUACGAUGAAAUGAUGCUCGCCUCCAUGCUCGGCACAUCUGGACCUACCCACUUCAUCAACGCGGGUCAACGAGAUAGCAGAGCUGAAAUCGACCCCACCGUCCCUCAUCAAGAUCGUGGCAUCAUCGUCGGUCUAGUCGGUGCGCGUUUCGAUGCGCGAGGGCAAAUGGACCACAUCAUCUGCGGUCUGGCUCAACACUGGCACGGCGAGCGACUUCAAGAUCCAGAGCUCACCAAAAUCUUCCGCAAAUUCUUCGAUCCAGACUACGAUGAGGAGACAUUCAAGGAAGGCGAUCUCAACGAGAAGAUCUACAAGGGCCGCAUCCAGCUCACGAUCGAAACCGCCCUGCUCGAAGCAGAUGACCGCGCUGCUGCCGAAGGAACCACAGCUCACAUGUUCCUACCCGGCCUUGGUCUAGGCGUCUGGCGCGUCUCCAAAAUUCAAAUCAAAUGGUACUUCGAAGCCCUCCUCGACUCCCUUACCUGGCUCGACCUCAAACAUGUCACAACUCUCGAAUGCGGAUGGGAGAAAUUGACCGGCUGGCCAAAGCUGGAAGCAAGCCUCAAAGCUAUUGGCAAAGAAAGAGGUAUCAACGUCCUCAUCGGUAGUCAGAGACCUCCUUGUGGGAAACUAGAGACCGAAGAAUUGCUUGUGAGAAUUUGGGCUUGGGAUGGAAACUCUUUGCCUGGGAAUGAGUAUUGGAGUGGUGGGAGCUGUUUGACCAGCAGUGAUGAUCCGGCUGCGGCGUGUAACUCUACCAUCGUCGAGUUGCACAAUCCUUGGGUUAAUCCGUUUGAGAGGAAGGUUAAGGUACUUUUGGAGAGGGAGAGGAGGAGUGAGGAAGAGCAUGCCGCAUCGCCUGCCAUCAGCACGGACUUUCCUACCCUCGAGGAAAUCAGAGCUGCUAUCCCGGCUCAAGGCACCGAUAUUAAAACCCUUGUAUCGCUCUUCAAACCACGCACCACUGGCAGGGUUGCGGAAUUCAUCAGAUUAGUCAAGAUGAGGAGACGGGGAAGAAUGAGAUGGAUGCAGGAAGAACAAAGAGAGCUGCUGGCUUAUUAUAGACUGUCGUACCUCGUACAACGCGUCAAAUUUUGGCCGGAUUCGGGAAUCUUGAAGUUCAUGAUGGAAUGCGUUCGCACUUCUUGUCUCUCCCAGACAGCUCCGACUGCGGCUGCGCAGAAAGCAGCAUGGACGGAAUUCAAUCUUGAUAUUUGGCGCCCAGGUCGUCGUCCAGGCGGAGAACGAGGCCAGAAUGGUAAAGCUGAAGAACGUCCUGCAGCCGUUGUGGUGGGCCUCAACAACGUAUGGACCAGAUUCACUGCUCCUGAGCGGCUCAAUGUCUACCGAAUCAUUCAGAACUACAUCGCCACCGAGGCACAGCUUGCCGCUUUACCAGCCAUACCAGCGCAAGUCCCGAACCGCACUGCGACAAUCAAUACAGUGCAAGACUACUUCCGAGCCAUUUCCCGCAGGCUCGAGCACGAAGAGACCCUCGUUGAAAUCGCCACAAUCCUCAUUAAUGCCCUGCCACAAAAGCCCGUCAGAGAGAAGCUCGUGACUCACAGGAACACUUUGAAUGCUACUGCAACGCAGCAUCGGCAAUCUCUUGGUGCCAUACGGGACCUCGAGACGCGAUGUCAGGAGUACGCUAGAGACAUAGCACCUCGCGCUCCCCCUCGUGGCACAGACGGUGACCGUGAUUACGGCAAGGUCAGGGAGUACUUUGACAAUCACAUCCCUGCCCUGAGACAGCGUAUUCAGGACCGGGACGGACUUCGACAAGAUUUUGACGCUGCCGUCAAUGCCCUUAGUGGUGACACUAGAGAUGUUGCAGUUGCACAAAGCCGCUGUCUUGUGGCGAUGAGGAGUGAACAAGACCUUACGCUUACGAGACUGAGGGCAACAGUGGAAGUCUUGCGAUACUGGCUUCAAAAUGACCCUCGCGAUGGUGAACCGCAUGAGAGUACUGCCCCCACCGCUCCAUUGCCGGAUGUAGACGAGCUGGAACGCUAUAUCGCGAGUCUGGACGACUUCAAGAGCUUUCACGACGCCGUCCAGCGAAUGAAUGACUUUUACGAUGCUCGCUUGCCUGGGCCUCCAGCGCCUCCACCCCCUGGAGAUGUCGCAGAAACAGAGCUUGCAACGCUGUUCCCGAUCAUGGAAGACGCCUACGGCAAGCACAGAGAAUGGCUGGAACGGAUUCCGGCUCACAUCCGACGCCUGCGAGACGCCUUCGAGGCCAAAUGGGAAGACUACGACAGCCUGAACGAAGAUGAGAAAAUCGCUUUGAAGGAGUUCGCUGAUAAGGUGGUUGAGCGGCGAGAGACCAUGGACGCCGAACUAGGCCAAGGAUGGAUGGGGCCAGUGUUCCUAGGUGAGGGCGGACACGGUAUAGUCUCGCUCUGGAUCAAACAAGACACGGCUGGACGCAUCGUAGAUCGUGUCACUGUCAAAGAGGCAACCAACUACAACGAGAACGACAAUCCAUCUCUUGGGCUAUGGAAAGCACCAUACCCCAUCUCUUUGGAGGUGGCAGCUAUGUACAAGUUGAAGUACCUACCUGGCUCAGAUCAUAUUGUGCGGAUUCGCAAUUUCAGGACAAAGCCGCCGGUGAACGGCGACAAGAGACAUCGAAUAUAUGCGGAAUACUGCAAGGGUGGCGAUCUUAAAGCAUACCAGUCGAUUUACCACGAGCCAGACGAGGAUCCGUUAAGCGAGCCAUUCCUUUGGGCGCUGUUCGAUUCUCUUGUGUCUGCCGGCUUGCUUAUGGAGGGCCAUCAUCUCCCCAAGACAACACCGCCCAUGUGGGACGAAAUUGUACACGGCGACAUGAAGGCAAACAACAUUCUGCUGGCGGACAACCCCACCGGCCACUUUCGAGGCUGGCAGAUAUCUAAGCUCUCGGAUUUCGGCCUUACAAUGAUCAUUCCAGCAACGGGAAUCGAGCCGCCAGAUAGCUGGGAACGGCGUUAUUCCAACUGGGUAGCACCUGAGAUGACCAAGGUAUACAAUACUACCGAGGAAGACGGUGAGGCUGGUGUGUCUGGAAGCCUAUAUCCUAGGUCCCCAGCAAAUGUAUGGGGAGCAGGAUUUGUGAUGCGGGAGAUGAUGCAUACUAAUCCAUGGGCUGGACUCUGGAGUCGUUCCCAAAUUUCGAGUCCAGGAAGACGAGCUAACAGCCGAGAAGAUGGAUGGCCGAAGCCUCCUCCGUCAUUCACAGCCGUUGAAGAUGGCAGAUACAGCGCGACGUUGAGGGAUCUGGUCAUGAAAUGUCUCGAUAUCAUUCCCGAGAAACGCCCUACAUUUGUCGACCUCAGACGUGCGAUCAUUGCUGAAACAGGUCCUACAGGCACUGAUGCUCGCCUGGUCAAUCUCCGCGAUGCUCCUGCCGAUGACCCUCGAUUUAUCCUCCACGGUCCUCAUCGAAGUGUGGAUAACUAUGCCGUGGGUCUAGCUGUCGACGACCUGCCAGCAGACACUUUGCCAUUCGAGACGAGACUUCCUCGGCCGACUGCAGAUUCCGCGAAUCCUGAAGUCGUUGGGGGAGGAACUGGUGAAGAGGCUGCCGUUCCCACAAACGUUCAAGAUGCAAUGCAAUAUCUCAAAGACACCCAGUCGCCCACGGAGAGUUCAUGGAGUGUUCCGAGGUCUAGAUGGUCGACAAAGCAUCCGUGUAGCGCCGGAUUCGGAAUUGCGAGAGAGACAAUCACAUGGAACCCACCAUCAAGCGAAUCUCGCGCAUUUCGCGAGCACUUUACCUUUUUGACAAACCAAAUCAUGGCAGCAGCAGCAGCAGCUCCUACUCCACUUGAACGAUGGAAAGACUUCAACGUAGAUUUAUGGAGGGCAGCACAGCCUCGUGCCACCAGUCAUGGUGUGAGAAGAGGAGCCAGCAACGCUUGGAACGCAAUCACCGUCGCUGAACAAGCCAAUGUCAUCACGGAAGUUGAUCGUUGGACCAAUGUUCGAGCACAACUCGAUAUCACUUUGAUGAACCCUUCACCCUUGCCAAACGCAGUCCCGAAUACCAAUGAUCGGAAUACAUUGGAUGACUUCUUCGAAAGAGGUUACGAUGUCUGCCUAUCUACCAGGAGUCUCGCAGCCAGCUUGGACAGAAUCGUGAACAUCGUUCAGCACAAGUCAGUCCGCGAGCGAGUGGUUCCCGCUCGUGACCAGGCCCAAACCGUCGCUGCAACAUGGAUGGCAGCUCUCGGUGCUAUGCGAGGCUACACGAGACGUAUACGCAGUUUCGGAGACCGUAGCCGUAUAGGUCCCGCUGGUCCCACGAGAGCCGGUCCAACGCCAACAUAUUCAGAGGACCGAGACUACCUCGACGCGAAUCGAGAUGCACUCCGAGACCGAAGAGACAAUCUGCAAACCCUGAUCAACGACAUUCGCACCGAAGUGCAAACGCGUGCGAACAGCAACGCCGUUGUCCCUCGCGGAGAGCGGAUCUACCUCAAUCAAUACGUGACGCCAAUGCAAAGGCGCAUCGAUCUUCUCACUCAUAUCGUGGCAAUCCGUAGCCGCUGGGACAAAGAUACCGACAUGAUUGACGAUGGCGCGCGCAUCAACGAUUUCGGACAAGAACCCAGUGUGAACAAUCUGAGAGAUUUCAUCCGGCAUCUUGACAACAUCAAAGGCUUCGAGGAGGCACUGACUCGACUGACUGCUUGUUACACCUCCAGAUUUCCGACUCAGCCGAUGGUGGCAGGGACCGAUGUCGAAGCGCUUUUCCCGUCGAUCGUCCGUUGUCAUCAGCAGCAUACCCUUUGGCAGAAUGCCACGGUGCCGGAAGUGAAUCGUCUGCAGGCGAUGUUCAGUAACCAGUGGGGCGGCGACUUUGAUGCCUUAUCCCUCGAUCAGCGAGACAGACUGCGCGCACGAGCCAAGGAAGCUUUGAGACAGAGAGAAGCAAGAAAUGCCGACCUCUCGAGUUCCUGGAUGGGACCAAUGCAUCUAGGCGCAGGAAUGCAUGGAGUCGCGUCGAUAUGGAUCAAACAGGACGCCGCGGGUCGCAUCUCAGACCGUGUCACAGUCAAAGACACGAACAAUUCCAAUCCCAACUACCUGAACCCUUCUGGUGUCGUCCAACCUCCGCCGCGUCAUCCCAUGGAAGCCGUUGCAAUGCUGAGACUAGUCGACCUCCCCGGCUCCAGCAGCGUAGUCAACAUCCGAAACUGGCGCCGCAAGAGACCGUUCGAAACAAGUCCCGGGUACCGCAUCUACAUGGAAUUCUGCAGCGGAGGAGACCUGCAAGCCCUCUCCAGCAACUACUGGCCUCGAAGCUUGAAUCCGAAUUUCAUGCCCGAACCGUUCCUCUGGGCUGUCUUCGACUCGCUCGUGACUGCCGGGCUUUUGAUGGAAGGUUCGCAUCUUCGAGACGCGGCUCGACCUCUGUGGGACCAGAUCAUCCAUGGGGAUAUGAAGCCGGACAAUGUCUUCCUGGGCGAGAACACGAGUGGGACGUUUCGCGGCUUUCCUCUGGCGAAACUUGGGGAUUUCGGGCUUGCUACCGUUUUCCCGAAAGCAGGUCUCGAUCCGCAGGACAAUUGGAUCGCUUUCAGCGGGCCUGGAUAUCGAGCUCCCGAAAUGGCAAAGAGGUAUCGGAGAGGUAAUGGUGCUGCGGGCACAUACGCGCCCGAGUCGGCGGCGAAUGUUUGGGUACGUUAUACAAGCCUCCCCAUCGCGCACAGCAGCAUCCUCCACAACAACCCCUGGGCCAACCUCUGGCAAGGCGACGAAGCCGCCACCCCACACAAACCUCCAGGUUUCACCCACCCGCUCGAACUCACCAACUACUCCCCCCGCCUCCGCAACCUCAUCAUGUCCUGCCUCGAAGUCCAGCCCAUCGACCGCCCAACUUUCUCCCAACUCCGACAAAGCAUCCUCGCAGAAGUCGGAGACGAUGGCGCCGAUCCGAACCUCGCGAGACUGAGAGACGCCCAUCCUGCGAUCGAUGCGAGGUUCACCACCGGAGGCCCUCCACGGCCGGCGGACAAAUAUGCCCUGGGUCUGGCGACCGAUGACGUCCUCCCCGCGGCGCGCUAUCUACCUCCUCCUGCUGUGACUUCGCCUGUUAAUGUUACGGUCGGAGGACCCCCCGGAGCGGUGGCGAGUAAUGCUGAGUUUGAGAAUAAUGCUGUGCCGGAAUUGAUUCGGAGUGUUUUGAGUCGGAAACGGACGGAAGGACAAGAUUUUGCGAUUCGCAUUCGCAUUUUUCUGUCCAUACAACUAACUCACUCCUUCGCACUUUUCCGAAUUAUCGUGCAUUUCUCCGUGAUUCCAAACUGUGAACCCCCAAAAAUCGCAUCAUUUCAAGUCAGCAUACAUAACACACAUUCCUCCCUGUCCAUGACUACUCACAGGCGCCAACAUCCUACUCCGUCGCAAAUCUUCCCUUUUCCACUUCCCGUUAAAUACCUCCUGGUCCUCGAACUCUAA